CCCCAUCAUGGGCAACAGUGCGGGCCGCAGUGACUUCGAGUGGGUCUACACCGACCAGCCUCACACGCAGCGGCGUAAGGAGAUGCUUGCCAAGUACCCAGCCAUCAAGGCCCUGAUGCGGCCAGACCCGCACCUCAAGUGGAUGGUGCUGGUGUUGGUUCUGGCGCAGCUGCUGGCCUGCUGGCUGGUGCGGGGGCUGACUUGGCGCUGGCUGCUCUUCUGGGCCUACACCUUCGGUGGCUGCAUAAACCAUUCGCUGACUCUGGCAAUCCACGACAUCUCACACAAUGCUGCCUUUGGCACAGGCUGUGCUGCCCACAACCGCUGGUUUGCCAUCUUUGCCAAUCUGCCCAUUGGCCUGCCCUAUGCUGCCUCCUUCAAGAAGUACCACGUGGACCACCACCGCUAUCUAGGUGGUGAUGGGCUGGAUGUGGAUGUGCCCACGCGCCUCGAGGGCUGGCUCUUCUGCACACCAGCACGCAAGCUGCUCUGGCUGGUGCUUCAGCCCUUCUUUUACUCGCUGCGGCCACUCUGUGUCAACCCAAAGGCUAUGACCCGCAUGGAGGUGUUCAAUGCCCUGGUGCAGGUGAUGGCCGAUGCCACCAUCUUUGCCCUAUGGGGGCUCAAACCUGUGGUUUACCUGCUGGCAAGCUCUGUUCUGGGCUUAGGCCUGCACCCCAUCUCGGGCCACUUUGUGGCUGAACACUACAUGUUCCUUAGGGGCCAUGAGACCUACUCCUACUAUGGGCCCCUCAACUGGAUCACCUUCAACGUGGGCUACCACAUGGAGCACCAUGACUUCCCCAGCAUCCCAGGCUGCAACCUGCCCCUUGUGCGGAAGAUUGCGCCCGAGUACUAUGACCACCUGCCACAGCACCACUCGUGGGUAAAAGUGCUCUGGGAUUUUGUGUUUGAGGACUCCCUGGGGCCCUAUGCCAGGGUGAAGCGGAUGUACAAGCUGGCAGAGGAUCGUCUGUGAGCCUGGCUGGCCUUUAUCUCAGGGGUGGGAGCCCUGGGUUGCUCCUGCAGGUUGCCACUGUCCCCUCUCUCUGGCCACAGCUCAGUGCCCCUGAACUGUUUGGGUUGCAUUUGAUUUCUGUACUGGCUCUUAUCCCCCAGGGGGCCCUGGAAUUGCCAUUGGCAGCCAGCCCUGGCAAUGGUGGGCAGGGCUGCAACCUGGAGCCAUCUGAUCUGCACCUGGACUCGCUAUGGGCCUCAGGACAGGCCAUCCCCUUUUGGCUUCAGUGGGUGAA
Molecule: messenger RNA, 1253 nt
Organism: Otolemur garnettii (small-eared galago)
Lineage: Eukaryota; Metazoa; Chordata; Mammalia; Primates; Galagidae
Gene: DEGS2
Product: delta 4-desaturase, sphingolipid 2
Exons: 3
Coding region: 8-979 (323 amino acids)
Biological process (GO): sphinganine metabolic process; ceramide biosynthetic process
Cellular component (GO): membrane
Molecular function (GO): sphingolipid delta-4 desaturase activity
Source: RefSeq, a predicted model, not a curated record